CGACCUCGGGAUCUCCCGGCUGAAAUGGCCUGUUGUUCGCACCCGCCCCUCUGACCCUGUCACCCUGGGCAUUGUUUUCUCUUCGCCCCCGUCGCGGGAAGGGGAGGCCAGGCAAGCCUGGGUUCAAGAGUCUGGCUUCCCGCCAGGCCAGUGGCCUUAGGCCCUGGGGCCACUGGGGCGGCUCCGCCUCCUAGGCGGGAGGAGAGAACGCCUGGGUCCGGCCGGGCUGUCUUGCCCUCCCGGCUCCAGCUCUGCCAUGGGCUCCUGCAGCUCCCACGCCUCGAUCAUUCCCGACUUGGAUGACAUCCGCCGGGAGACCGGCUUCUCGCAAGCCAGCCUGGUCCGCCUCCACCACCGGUUCCGGGCACUGGACAGUAACAAGAAGGGCUACCUGUGCCGUAUGGAUCUCCAGCAGAUUGGAGCUUUGGCUGUGAACCCUCUGGGAGACCGUAUUAUAGACAGCUUCUUUCCUGAUGGGAGUCACAGUGUGGAUUUCCGAGGCUUUGCCAGAGUCCUGGCUCAUUUUCGCCCUGUAGAAGAUGAAGGCACAGGAACCUGGGACCCCGAGGAACCUGAACCCCUCAACAGCAGAAUGAACAAACUUCGCUUUGCCUUUCAGCUCUAUGAUCUGGAUAGAGAUGGAAAGAUCUCCAGGCAUGAGAUGCUACAGGUUCUCCGGCUGAUGGUUGGGGUACAGGUGACAGAAGAACAGUUGGAGAGCAUCGCUGACCGCACAGUGCAGGAGGCUGAUGAAGAUGGAGAUGGUGCCGUGUCCUUCUUGGAGUUCGCCAAGACCUUAGAGAAGAUGAACAUAGAGCAAAAGAUGAGCAUCCGAAUCCUGAAGUGACCUCUUUGUGUGUCUGAUGAGCUCAUGCAGGCCAGCAUCUGCUUGGGAUUCAUCCUGAGCCCCCAUGGAGGCGGGACCCCAAUGAACUGUAGUCUUACUUCUAGAUUGACCUUCAUUUAGGGCCAAGGAGAGAAAGCUGGAAGGGUGUGUGCUACAGUCUAGCCCAUUUGAUCUCAGAUCUGAGAACCAGCCAGCAAUCUUUUGGUUGCAAGUGAAUGAAAGUCCAACUAAAAGUAACAUAAAUAAAAAAAGGGAUUUUAUGGGCUCAUGUGUAGAAAAAAUCUGGAAGUAUGUCUUCGGGCAGAGCUGGAUGCAAGGGUUCAAAGGACAUCAUCAGAACUCAGUUAUUCUGCAUCUUUCUACUUGGCUUUCUUCUGUGUUGGCUUCAUUCUCAGGAGAGCUCGUUCCUUAUGGUAAAAUAAAGCUGCCAGCAGCUCUAGGCUUUCAUCCUACUAGCCCAGUUACUCAGUGAGAAGAGGUUUUCUUUUCCAAUAAUUCCAAGCAAAGACUUAAAUUUGAGUGUCAUUGGCCUGAUUGGGGUCCUGUCCUUACCUCCUGGGGAAUGGAGUGCUCUCAUUGGCCAGGCUGGUGUCAUAUGCUUACUCCUAGAGACAGGAAAUAAGGUCUGAGGACUCAGGGUGGGGGAAGGGGUGGAUGCUUAAAAGCACAGAGUAGAACUGCCCCAUAGAGUUUUCAAGGAGUGCCUGGUGAAUUCGAAUUGCUGACCUUUUGGUUAGCAGCUGAGCUCUUAACCACUGAGCCACCAGGGCUCCAUAAAAGCAAAUGAGGUGCUCUUAUCAGAAGAAUGGGGAAUGAGGCUGGUUGGGCAAAACAAGAGAUGUCCAUUACCUUUAGGUUGUCCAAAUGGAAGAACCCUUGCAGUCUAUCAUCUUAAAUUGGUGUGUGGGUUGGAGUGCGGGGAGAGGUGACGUAAAAAUAAUAAAUAGGACAUCUACCGUCCUGGACUGUGAAACCCUUCAAAGUUUUUUAUUAUUUUUUUAAUUUUUAGUGUGCUUUAAGUGAAAGUUUACAAAUCAAGUCUGUCUCUCAUACAAAAAUUGAUAUACACCUUGCUAUAUACUCCUGGAAACCCUGGUGGUGUAGUGGUUAAGUGCUAUGGCUACUAACCAAGAGGUUGGCAGUUCAAAUCCUCCAGGCGCUCCUUGGAAACUCUAUGGGGCAGUUCUACUCUGUCCUAUAGGGUCACUAUGAGUCGGAAUUGACUCGAUGGCAGGGGGUUUGGUUUGGUUUUAUAUACUCCUAGUUGCUCUCCCCCUAAUGAGACAGCACACUCCCUGCCUCCACUCUAUUCUUGUGUCCAUUUGGCCAGCUUCUGACCCCCUCUGCUCUCUCAUCUCCCCUCCAGACAGGAGAUGCCAACAUAGUCUCAUGUGUCUACUUGAUCCAGGAAGCUCACUCUUCACCAGUAUCAUUUUCUAUCCCAUAGUCCAGCCCAAUCCCUGUCUGAAGAGUUGGCUCUGGGAAUGGCUCCUGUCUUGGGCUAACAGAAGGUCUGGAGACCUUCCAGGGUCCUUCUAGUCCCAGUCAGACCAUUAAGUCUGGUCUUUUUAUGAGAAUUUGGGGUCUGCAGCCCACUGUUCUCCUGCUCCCUCAGGGGCUCUCUGUUUCACUCCCUGUCAGGGCAGUCAUCAGUUGUAGCCAGGCACCAUCUAGCUCUUCUGGUCUCAGGCCAAUGCAGUCUCUGGUUUAUGUGGUCCUUUCUGUCUCCUGGGCUCAUAAUUACCUUGUGUCUUUGGUCCUUCAAAGUUUUGAGGGUAACCUCGUUGCUUUUAUGGUUGCUCCCAACUGACUCUGACUCAUGGUGACCCCAUGUGUGUCAGAGUAGAACUGUGUUCCACAGGGUUUUCGAUGGCUGAUUUUUUGGAAGUAGAUGACCAGGCUUUUCUUCUGAGGUGUCUCUGUGGGACUCAAACCUCCAACCUUUCUUUUAGUAGCUGUUAUGGUUUGAAGUGUGUCCUCUGAAAAUGUGUGUCAACUUGGCCAGGCCACGAUUCCCGUAUUGCGUGGUUGUCUACCAUUUUGUGAUCUGAUGUGAUUUUCCUAUGUGUUGUAAAUCCUACUUUUAUGAUGUUAAUGAGGCAGGAUUAGAGGCAGUUAUGUUAAUGAGGCAGGACUCAAUCUAUAGGAUUAGGUUGUAUCUUGAGUCAAUCUCUUUUGAGAUAUAAAAGGAAGAAUUGGGCGCGGAGGAGAGGGACCUCAUUACCACCAAGCAAGAAGAACCAGGAGUGGAGCAUGUCCUUUGGACACAGGGUCCCUUUGCUGAGAAGCUCCUAGAACCAAGGGAAGAUUGAUGACAAAGACCUUCCCCAAGAGCCAACAGAGAGAGAAGCCUUUCCCCUGGAGUUAGUGCCCUGAAUUUGAACUUCUAGACUCCUUGACUGUGAGAGAAUAAACUUCUGUUUAUUAA
Loxodonta africana (African savanna elephant) is the source of this 3275-nucleotide messenger RNA. RefSeq names its product calcineurin like EF-hand protein 2 (gene CHP2). Gene Ontology annotation, molecular function: calcium ion binding. The transcript is spliced from 7 exons. The coding region runs from base 257 to 847 and encodes 196 amino acids. Gene Ontology annotation, biological process: positive regulation of sodium:proton antiporter activity. Gene Ontology annotation, cellular component: plasma membrane. Lineage: Eukaryota; Metazoa; Chordata; Mammalia; Proboscidea; Elephantidae. The record is from RefSeq and is a predicted model, not a curated record.